AUGUCUGCCUCAACCGCCCAGCAACACGAAGACCUCGGAGAAAUCAGGGAGGUAGGGACAGAUGAAGCAUUGGCGUGGUCACUUGAUUGUAGUCCUGCGGUAUGGAGAGUCUUCUCGUCUCGCCGCGAGCUUAGUGGCAUUCGGGAAGAUGAGAAUAAGCCUUGGGUCGAGGUGCUGGCCGCGUUUAUAAGGGAUGAUCGUGGGGCUGAGGCCGACAGCAGAAAUCAAGCUGGAGCGGACGAGGAGGGGAGCACCGUUCGGACGUUCAUGCACGACCUGGACACCUCCGACAUAUCACAACCGCAAGCAGAGUGUGUUGAAGACUAUUGCUUCAAUGCUACCCUCGAAAAACUGCAAGCCGGACAAAAGCUUCCCUGUAAAGCGUGGGUUGCUGAAGGGGGAGAUGGAUGGUACAAGCCAGCAGCCGAUUGGCUACCACCACACAGCCUGUAUGAUGCGUUGAAAAAGCCGAGAUUCGGAUGGAGAAAAGAUCGAGCCUCACCAGCCGCAGCCGCAGUUGGGCAACUUGGGGUAGAGUUGGUGGAUCCCUCACCCUCACACCUCUUGACCCACCCGGCCUCGGGAACUCCGACCUCGACGCCGUCGUCGUAUUCCACAAACAACGAGACGAGCUCGCAGACGAAGCAAGACGAGGCACCCGACAUAGAACGACGAAUGACAUUCAUCUAUGACCUAGAUUCUUGGAACAUCUGUGCACUUGUGGCUACAGCAUCAGAAAGCCAAGCGGCUGCUCUACGCGAUGCCUUCUUUAAGUACUUGACCUUCCGGAGUUCCAUCGAAGCAAGCUUGUCUGAUGGCUGGCCCACCUUUCGACUAUCCCUUCACCUUCCGUACUAUGCAUGGCGGUGUUCUUCCAACCCAAAGGCAGAUCCUCGUCAUGACCGGAGGAACCACCCGCUCAGGCACCAUAGAGACGUGUCUUUCCUCAAUUGUGAGGGUGGAAAGGCCUUUCUUUAUGAGGCGCAAAUCUCAUUUGUGCUGGCCGGAAUUGAUGAGUGGAGAUGGGUUGCAUACUGUUUCGUCGAUUCAUACUUCGACGAGGAUGGCGAAAAUGCUGCGCAAUAUCACAAAGACGUCUCCGAUGGGUCACAUACCGACCCAUUCGAGUAUGGUGUAGCCGACAAGCAUACCGAGCAAGCCAGUGAGUUCUUUCUCAAGGUCUUCAGAAUCAGGACGAAACAGAUCAUGCAGGAAUGGGAGCGUGUGGUUAGGAAUGUGGAGGCAAGCAUCCGCCAGCAUGCACGAAGCCAUGAAAAGCGUCCGACAGAGUCUCCGGGCCCAUCAGCUGCCGACGGAGUGAUUGAGGCUUAUAGCGAUGAGAUCCAAAAAUCCCUGAACUGGGUCGGGAAAGCCUUGUCUGUUCUGACGGAACUCUCGGAAGUUCUGGACAAAACCUCUGAUGCCUGGGACAAUUUCCGCCGCUUUCAGGUGGUCAAGCUUCAGCUAUUAUCUUCAGCGAGCCGGACUGGACCCUCGCUUUCCACCAUACGGACAUCCUUCCUCCGAUUGGAGCUGCUGAAAAAGACCGCUGAAUUCAUGGCUAAACGCUGCAGUACUAUGAAGCAAGAGCUUCAAUUCCAACUGAGCCUCCACGACAUGGAAGUCGGAGAUCAGCAGCGCAGGUUGGCAGAAGCAAGUAACAAGCUUGCUCAAGCGAGCAACCAAAUGGCUCAAGCGAGCUACGAUAUGGCCCAGACGAACAAGAAAUUCUCGUUCACCAUGAUGCUCCCAUCGAACACCUUGUUCCCAAAACUCAAUGCUGCAGGCGCGAUGGCGACACUUACGGACGAUGGUCUUUCGGCAAUGUUGGAAGCUUUGAACGUGGAAGCCACCUCCCCACUCUUUCCGUCUGCUGACAGCAAGAACAAUCCGAUGGAUAUAUACCUCACUCGCCUAGCAGAUAUACUCGUUCAACUCACCAAUUGUGAUCCCCAAGUGGCACUUGACUCGAUACAGUGGCCUAACGAGAUAUGGGACCUUGUCGUCGUCCUUCCUCGUCUUCGAAUUCAAGAUAUCGACAGUAAGGAUCCUGCUGCUGAGCUGAAACAAAGGUUCCCGCCAUCGCCUCUUUUUGCGAACCCUGUCGAGGAUGGAAUUCAUCUGCGGUUUUUGCUCGCUCCGAUCACGCUCGCGCGUGUACUUAUUCCCUACAUCCUUGACCGGGGAGAUACAUAUGGGAAGAUUACCCUGGAAGGUCAUGUCGACCUUCCAUCCACGGACCGCCCGGGCAAUAAGAUUGUUGUCGAGUUCUCAUCUCCAAAUCUUGGAAAGGAGUUCGAUGGCAACCAUCUGAGAAGCACUAUCAUUGGGGCAUACAUCGCUUCUUUGUACGAAGCAAUGGAUUGGGACGUCUGCAGGAUGAACUUUCUCGGCGACUGGGGACGACAUAUUGGACUGUUAGCCGUUGGCUGGCUCCGAUUUGGUUCGGAGGAGCUCUUUGAGACCGAUCCACUCCAGCACUUACUUGGUGUCUUCUCGCAGAUCAGCAAGCUGCUGAAAGAUGAGCAAGAAGAGGCUAGAAGAUUGCGUGCUGAAGGUCAAGUUGAUCGAAGUGAGGUGACUAACACAAUCUCCGCAGAGAAAGACGCCUUCUUCAGAAGUAUGGAGAAUGGUGAUCGAGAUGCUGUGGACUUGUGGCGAAAGAUUCGCGAAGCUUGCGUACGGAGCUACACUGACCUCUACGCACGGCUAAAUAUCGCCUUUGACGAGUACUCAGGAGAGUCCACAGUCAGCCAUGAGACUGUCGCUCGAGUAGAGGCAAUACUGAAAGAAAAGGAUGCGUAUCGCGAAAGCGAGGGAGCUUGGGUCAUCGACUUUGAGAAGCACGGCUACAAAGGGCAGAAGACUGCUAUCGCUCGGUUCAGCGAUGGAACGACCACCUAUCUGUUGAGAGACAUCGCGGCGGCGUUGGAGAGGAGUGAUACGCACUCCUUCGACAAAAUGAUCUACGUGGUCGCGUCCAAACAAGACUCCCAUUUCCAUCAGGUCUUCACCGCUCUAGAAAUCAUGGGCUAUUCUGAGCUAGUUGCAAAACUCCAGCAUAUCAGCUUUGGAAAGUUCCAGGGCCUGUCACCACACGAAGACAGCAGAGGACUCUUGUUGAAGGAUAUUCUCGACCAGUGCCAAAGUACAAUGGACGACUUCUUGGAGUCAAACCCUGACGACUUCGCACAGGUUCGAGGAGACCAAGGAGCCCGCAGCCUUUCUAGUCCUCUUGCUGCGAUGGGUCUCAUGACCCAAGAACUGUCCAUCCGACGCGGCGCCACCUUCAACUACGAUACCCAUAAAAUGGCUGAUCUCGACAUUUACUCGGGCCUAAGCCUCCACUACUGGUUCACUCAAGUUGACGCAAGGCUUCAAGGCGCAACUAUCAAUCGUGAAGCUCUUGAAAAGGCAGAUUAUUCGAUUUUCGAAGAAGAAGCAUACUCCGACAUCCUCCGUCUCCUCAUCCAAUUUCCUGGCAUGGUCAAGUCUUCGGCGAAGAGUUUAGAAUCAUCCAUCAUACUGAAUUAUCUAUUUCGCGUUACCGACGCUCUGCCUGCUAUUUUCGACAAGGAGGAAGUUGCGGAGAGCUCGAAACUGAACAUUGCCAAACUGGCAUUGUUCGAAUGUGUGCGCCAGACUCUGAGCAAUGGAAUGGCGAUGGUCAGUUUGGUGCCAGUGCGAAUGAGUACGCAGACCGGAGGCAUUGAACAGUCAGCGCAGGAGGAACAGGCCGCGCAGGAUCAACAGAACGAAGAAUGUCAACAGCCCGAUCAGCCUGCACAGACAGAACACGACGAUCAGCCUGCUCACGAUACACUAGCAGAGCAGACUGAACAUAUAGCGGAGACUGGGGCUUAG
This is a messenger RNA of Exophiala xenobiotica, 3864 nucleotides long. Its product is annotated as arginine-tRNA ligase. The record is from RefSeq and is a predicted model, not a curated record. NCBI's taxonomy places the organism in Eukaryota, Fungi, Ascomycota, Eurotiomycetes, Chaetothyriales, Herpotrichiellaceae. Gene Ontology annotation, cellular component: mitochondrion; cytoplasm. Gene Ontology annotation, molecular function: ATP binding; arginine-tRNA ligase activity. The coding region runs from base 1 to 3864 and encodes 1287 amino acids. Gene Ontology annotation, biological process: arginyl-tRNA aminoacylation; mitochondrial translation. The transcript has 7 exons.